Molecule: messenger RNA, 1263 nt
Organism: Benincasa hispida (wax gourd)
Lineage: Eukaryota; Viridiplantae; Streptophyta; Magnoliopsida; Cucurbitales; Cucurbitaceae
Gene: GOS11
Product: golgi snare 11
Biological process (GO): inter-Golgi cisterna vesicle-mediated transport; endoplasmic reticulum to Golgi vesicle-mediated transport; vesicle fusion
Cellular component (GO): cis-Golgi network; Golgi membrane; Golgi medial cisterna
Molecular function (GO): SNAP receptor activity
Source: RefSeq, a predicted model, not a curated record
AAGCUUACGCAAAAUUGCAUUUAUUUUUGCUUCGUCAAGAACUCUUACCGGUUGAUUUUGCAGACGAUCUGUCUCGUCUCUGAACGAACCCAUUUCUUCAUCCUCUAAAGCGGAAAAUUUCACCAAUUCAUUAAGAAGAGGAGGAGGAGGAAUUGGAGAGAUUCGACAAGAGAGGGAUUCGAUUCGCAAAUUUUGGCCACUGUCAUCAAUAAUUGAUGUCCACAUCCAUGGAGAUUCCUAGCUCGUGGGAUGCCCUUCGCAAACAGGCGAGGAAACUUGAAGCUCAGUUGGAUGAGCAAAUGAAUUCUUUCCGAAAACUGGUUUCAACAAAGGGUUCUACGAAUGUUGAUACAGCUGAUAGUGAUGUUGAAUCUGGGAUAGAACGUCUGUUAAAGCAGUUACAACAAGUGAAUUCACAGAUGCAAGCUUGGGUUUCAUCAGGUGGUUCUGAAAUGGUUUCCCAUACAUUGACUAGACAUCAAGAAAUUCUUCAAGAUCUUACGCAGGAGUUUUAUCGUCUUCGCUCCAGCCUCCGAGCCAAGCAAGAACAUGCUUCACUUUUAGAUGACUUCAGGGAGUUUGAUCGUUCAAGACUUGAAUUGGAAGAUGGUUUGGGAACUGCAGAACAAACUCUUCUAAGGGAGCAUGCAUCGGUUAGCCGUAGCACAGGACAGAUGGAUAAUGUGAUUUCACAAGCUCAAGCAACCUUAGGUGCACUUGUCUUCCAGCGAUCGACCUUUGGUGGCAUCAACUCAAAGCUUAGUAAUGUUAGCAGUCGCCUCCCAUCGGUAAAUCAUAUUCUUGGAGCAAUAAAGAGGAAAAAGUCAAUGGAUACAAUCAUACUUUCUCUUGUUGCGUCCAUAUGCACAUUUCUGAUCUUCAUCUACUGGUUGACCAAGUGAGUUGUGAUUAUGUUCUUGGCAACUGUGUUGAACUUGUUACAUGCUUGUUGUUUUCAUACUCCUCUACAGGGUCCAGCUCAUCUUUUCUAUUGACUCUACUUGUAACAAUUUUUCCCAGUAAUUCAUUAAAUAUUUUUCGUAAUGUCACUGAACUUUAAUCAAUUGUCGGGUUGUGGGGGUGUGAGGGUACAAUAUAAAUAAUCUAUCGACGUGCCUGGGAAAUGAAGUUGUUCCUAUUACUACUGUCGUAUUUUUGUUAUAUUUAGUGAUAUCACCAACAACGGAGAUAAAUCUGGGAUUUUUUUUUUGUAUUGAGUAUAAUAUGGGUGGAGGAUUCGAACCACAGACUUUUCAGUCGUUA